This is a messenger RNA of Amphimedon queenslandica, 3153 nucleotides long. RefSeq names its product thyroid receptor-interacting protein 11-like. Gene Ontology annotation, cellular component: Golgi apparatus. Bases 95 to 3010 code for a protein of 971 amino acids. The transcript is spliced from 16 exons. The record is from RefSeq and is a predicted model, not a curated record. Gene Ontology annotation, biological process: Golgi organization; endoplasmic reticulum to Golgi vesicle-mediated transport. Gene Ontology annotation, molecular function: small GTPase binding. Lineage: Eukaryota; Metazoa; Porifera; Demospongiae; Haplosclerida; Niphatidae.
AGAAAACAAAAGGUAUCCGGUGAUUGCGUAAUCUCCGUAGUUUCGGAUUGUUUAAUUAUGUAGGGCGUGGCUUUGUUUUUCCUUUCUUUUAAAAAUGUCCUCGUGGUUCAGUGGAAGUAGUUUCACAUCAUUGACGGAUCAGAUAACCUCAUUCACCAAAGAUGUACUGAACGAGACCACCCAAGAGAUAGAGGACCCUGUUACUGAACUACAGGUAGCACAAAGGCAGAUAGAACAAUUAAAGGAAGAAGCCAGUCAAUACACAACUGAAUUGGUGAGGCUGAGGAAGAGCAAUGAGGAGUAUAGAGAAAGAGCGGAAGCUGCUGAGUAUCAGGUUGUAUCAAACAAAGAGCAAUAUCUCAAAUUGUUACAAGAACAAGAGGCAAAUGGCGAAAAGCUAAAGGAGCAACUGAAAGAAAUGAAAUCCGAUCAAAGGAAGAUUGUGAUGGCAACACGGAGCGACUCAAAUCUUACGUCUCUUGAACAAAAAAGUGGGGCUCUAUCUCUUGGUUUAGUGCCACCACACACGAGCACAGGCGAGGGGCUGGAAUGGAGUGGAGCCGACUGGAAUGAAGAAACUGAUUUCGAGUAUCUCGAAGUCUCACAGUCAAAAUUGUCGCAGCUCCAGUCCGAGUUAGCUCGAGUUAGAGUCGAGUGCCAGCACUGGAAGGAACUAGCACAAGACAGAGUGAGUGAGAAUGGAAAUGAAGGAGGCAGAACAGGUUUUGAAGAUCAUCAGGCAGUUACUGCUAAUGAAGAUGUCCUACAGCAAGAGAGACUAAGACAUGAGCAUGAUAUAUCAGCUCUUCAGAUGCUCCAUGCCCAGCAGCUUCAGGCAGUCAAUCUCAGACACAGACAGGAAAUUGAAAACCUUCAAGAGAUAAUGCACCAGGAAACCACAGUUUCACAGGUAGAAGAGGAACAGUUGCCAGUUGUGAAAGCAGAGCUAUCAGAACUUAGACUAAGAAAUAAACAACUAAUGGACAAACUUCAGUUGAACCAGGUUAUCACAGGCGAACUAAAAGAUGCCAUUGCUAAUUUGAAAGAGCUUGUUCACCUAUCGCUGGAAGGCCAGUUAAAGAACAUAGAGGAAGAGAAGAGAGGGUUGACCACUUAUAUAACGGAUAUACACACCUCCUUUAAAUCCCAUCAGGAGAUCAUCGAGAGCCUACAGAUCAAGAGAACACAAUUCGAAGAGGAGACCCAGAGCCUUAGCAACGAGUUGGAGCGCAUGAAAACCAAACUUGAGAGUGAAGGAGAAGGAGGAAGUAAUGAAAGCAUGUUGGGGGACAAGGAAAGAGACACAGCCUCUCUCUCUCUGACUGGAGAAGAAGAACUGCUACAGCAAUCAGAGGAGAAGGAAGGACACAGUAUUCAGGGAAAUGGUAUUUUAAAGGUUGAGUCAGAGCAUUUGAAUCAGCAGCUGUUUGAAUUACGAGAAACAGUGAAGGAGAGAGAGGAGGCAGUUGGUAGCCUCUCCUCUCUGUUGAGUAAGAGAGAAGAGGAAAUGGAGUUACUAGUACAAGAAAGGGAGGAGUUGUCAAGACAAUGUACGUCACUGGCAGCAGAGCUGUCCAAUACGAGACUGAAGAUAGAAGAGAAGGAAGAGUUACUGACGGCCAAAGACAGAGAAAUUAGGGAAAAAGAUGAAGAGAUAAUCGAAUCCAAAAGACAAAGUGGAGACUUGAAACAAGCCAUAUUAGAACUAGAAGAAAAGUUGAGGGGAACUAGCAGUGCCUCCAUCCAUGAAGAGGAGAGUCGUCUUUCCACUUUGAGGCAAGAGCUCACGAAACAAUCAGAAAUAAUUACACAACUGACUCAAGAAAGGAAUGGUUUGAUUCAUUCUCGUGAUCAACUUUUAGAGGAACAUAAUGAAAGAAUCAAAGAAAAUGAAAAGACACAUUUAAAGGAAAUCCUAGAACUCCAAUCGAAGCUUUCAAAGUGUGAAAAGGACUUGGGACGACUAAGAGAACACUUGAUUGAAGUAGAAGGACACCACACGGAGGAGGCCUUGAGUAACAAGGAGCAAGAGGAGCAGUUAAAAGAACAAUUGAAACUGAUGGAGAGAGAGCUAGGGAGAGUAAAUGAACAACUUAGCCAACAAAGUCUUGAAGAUCAUCAGUUACAGAAUGAUCUGGCAGCAGUUGUAAGUGAAAGGGACCAUCUCCAAUCGAGUCUCUUAGAGACUCAGAGAGAGAGGGACCAGAGCAUUACAGCCAUGCACAACCUCCAAACGGUCCUGGAACAUUUUCAAAAAGGAGGCAACGAGCUUGACGAGUUACAAGGCUUGUUACUUAAGAAGCAAGAAGAGCUCGAGACUGCUAAUAAAGAAUGCCAGAGACUUUUGAAUUGUCAACAAGAGAAGUCAUCAACUGGAGAAGAUGUAAUGGCAGCUUCCUCAGUGAGCGAUCAUCUCCUUUUAGAAAUGAAACAGAAAGAUGAUACAAUACAAUCCCUUAAUACAGAAAUACAAAGUUAUCAACUAACUCUCAAAAAGUGUAGGGCAAAGAUUGAGCAGCUCUCGUGUGACCAAGACACUAACGUUGACAAGCAACUUGUAAGGAAUCUUUUUCUGAGUUACAUCUCAAAGCAAGAUGAAAUAAAGAAAAGAGAUAAGAUAGUACAUGUCUUGCAAAAGGUCCUGGAUAUCGACCAGAGUGAGAUUGAAAAAGUUUUAGGUAGGAAGGCCAUGUGGUUACCCAAUAUAUGGCCCAGCCCUCCCUCUCCUCUUAACUCACUGGCGAACACACCCACCAAUGAACAAGUGUCGUUAUCAAAGAUGUUUGUGUCAUUUUUGGAAUCUGAGUCAACUAGAGAGAUACAGCCCAAAUCUCCACCUCUUCUUUCUACGUCUCUACAUCCACGGCCCCCGAAACACUUACUGACGAUGCAGGCUCCGCCCACCACCAUGCCAGAAACCAAAAAAGAGGAGGAGCCUCAGAGUGUUGCUGUAGCUACACCUCAAAGUUUAGAAACGUUAUUGGAAAUAGGCAAUUCUCCCAAAAGUUGAUCAUUAUUCUAAUAUUAUGUCACAUUCAGGAUUAUUAUUGUUAUUAUUAUUAAUAUUAUACUAGAAAAAUUCACAAAAAUGCUUAACAGAAGUUAAAUAGUACAGUACAUGUACAAAAUCACGAGCCACAACAGAUAUCAAAA